GGUUUUUCCCUCACUGGACUCUACCCUUAUUAGUGGGAAGGAGUUAUUCAAAUGAAUAAAUAGCUGAUUGACACAUCGGACUUGACUGAGUUGUGGAACUAGGAGGGCGACAGGCAUUAGCAAUAGAAAGCAAGAACUCUCACCAUGGCAGAGAAGCCCAUUCUCCACUAUUCCAACGACCGGGGCAGAAUGGAAUCGAUCCGGUGGCUCUUGGCUGCAGCUGGAGUGGAGUUUGAAGAGAUAUACAUAGAAACACGAGAAGAUCUGGAAAAGUUAAGAAAUGAUGGAGUGCUGAUGUUCCAGCAAGUGCCCCUGGUUGAGAUUGAUGGGAUGAAGCUGGUGCAGACCCGAGCCAUUCUCAACUACAUUGCCAACAAGCACAACCUCUAUGGGAAAGACAUAAAGGAGAGAGCCCUGAUUGACAUGUAUGAUGAAGGCAUAGCAGACCUGAAGGAGCUGAUUAUCCUUUACCCGUUCCGUGAUCCUGGAGUAAAAGAAGCAACAAUUGCUCAGAUCAAAGAUAAAGCAAGAAAUCGUUACUUUCCUGCCUUUGAAAAGGUGUUGAAGAGCCAUGGACAAGACUACCUGGUUGGCAAUCAGCUGAGCAAGGCUGACGUUCACCUGGUUGAGCUUCUGUAUCAUGUGGAGGAGGUGGACCCCACCAUCAUCACCAGCUUCCCUCUGCUGCAGGCUUUCAAGACCAGAAUCAGCAGCCUCCCCACCGUGAAGAAGUUCUUGCAGCCUGGCAGCCAGAGGAAGCCACCUGUGGAUGAGGAAUGUGUAAAAAAAGUAUUCCGGAUUUUCCAUUAAAUAAAGGGCACAAGAAGCAGUUGUAAAUCAAUUUUCUGAAGUUUCUCAGCAUGAAGCAAUUUCCCUAAAUGUUAAUCCUAGCCAUUUUGCAACCAAUAAACCUUUUUUCUUUUUCCAAA
Messenger RNA from Ochotona curzoniae (black-lipped pika), 929 nucleotides. Its product is annotated as glutathione S-transferase A6-like. Gene Ontology annotation, molecular function: glutathione transferase activity. The record is from RefSeq and is a predicted model, not a curated record. Gene Ontology annotation, biological process: xenobiotic metabolic process; glutathione metabolic process. Gene Ontology annotation, cellular component: cytosol; extracellular exosome. Lineage: Eukaryota; Metazoa; Chordata; Mammalia; Lagomorpha; Ochotonidae. The transcript is spliced from 7 exons. Bases 145 to 810 code for a protein of 221 amino acids.